CGUCAUUUUACUGCUGAGCGGGAUUUGUCUCCUCGUUUCCACUAUAUUCUAUUCAUUUCCAAGUACGGUGUAUCAAGUCUGUGGAGAAUUAUACAUUUGGUGUAGUGUUUGGCACCGAGACUGACGCAUUCACAAUAACUUGCAAUGACUUCUUCACAGCGCUAUUUUGCCAGCUUUUGGAUAAAGUCACAUUUGGAACAGAGUUGUGACGAUGCUUAUAUACCAGUGGAUGACAUCUAUGAUAACUAUUUGAAAGACCAUCCCCAGGAUUCUGUUCCUAGGGGUGUGUUGUCUACCAUCAUAAGAUGUACCUUUUCUAUUAAUAGUGGGAGAAUCUCAAUUAACAAGAAAAGAUGCACUACAUACAUCGGUCUGAAAUGGAAAUCACAACAAAUAAAAACUGAAAAUGAGCCUGUCAAUUUACAGGAUUUUGUAAAUCAUUUGGAGCCUAAUUGGAUUUUACAAGGAAAAGAUGAAAAUUCUAUCACUUUAUGCUGUCUAACAAAUGAUUUUUGUAAUGGACACAAUGUGAUAAAAUAUGUUAAUGUGCAAACCAACGGUGAUGUCAAAAUAUCAGUUGCACAAGCAGUUGUUAACUCCAAAAGAUGUGGUAUUCCAAAUAAAACAAAGUUAGACAAUCAUUCGUUAAAAACAUUCCUGAAAAUUGUUAGCUUAAGGCCAAUAUGUUGGGGUUAUCCAAACAUUGAGCAGGAUAUAAAUGUGAAGCAGUGUAAGAACUGGACAAAUAAAGAUUCAAAUGGAGGAAUCUUUUCAAGGUCUCACAAUUGUUUUAUAUUGUUACACGAAGGGCAAGAUACCCACACAUGCAAGGCCUGCACAACUAGGAGACUGUUUAUCCUUGAGGAACUUAAAGCACAAAAACAGGAAGAAUCAUAUUUACAUGAAGUUACAGAAGACGAAGAAUUUGAAUCAAACCCACAUGUAGUUACAGAAGACAGAGAAUUUGAAGGUCAGGGAAAUAAAAGAUUGAAUGAACAACAGUUGAAGAUGGAUAUCCAUAAAGAUUCAAAGUGCAUGCAAUGUCAAAAUACCUUCGUUAAACGUAAGCAUGGAUAUAAGAGGAAAUCACUACAAGUUCUGAGGGACACUUGGCAGUACAGAAAUAUACGAGGAUUGGUGGAGAAUUUAUUACAGAAAGGUGGACAUCCUUCCAAAUCAUUUGUAUGUGAGAAAUGUAUUGGGGAUUAUCGGACAAGUGUAAGGCCGCCAAAGGCGCCAAGCUCUCAUUCAUCAACUCAUCUCCAUUCUAAGUCAUCCUCUCGUACCUCGCACACAUGUACACCUAAUAAACCGACAAUACCUGAAAUUCCUAUUGAAAUUCGAAUGCAAAAACAUGAUCAUUCAUACGGCUUGGCCCCACCACCUCCUCAAAAGCCGGUAAAGCCAGGGACAGUUCGAAAUGUACGGGUACUAGCUAAAGCUGCUCUACGACGCUCCAACUACAGACGUCUAAUCAGAUUCUUAUAUGAAGGAAGCAAGAAAUUCAAACAGGAACUUCAAACAUUUAUAAAUGGAAAGAUAAAAAGAGAGAUAAGAACUUUCUCCAAGAAAAUGAAACCCUACAAGAACUGGAGUGAUUUAAUGAAACAGUCCAUCGCCAGAAUGCCGUUAUUAACGAGUACAAUUGAGGCAGCUGUGCCUGAAGAAAUGCACAGGAGGGACAUAGAUUCAGCUGCACGAGUUGGGGUAGUGACAUCUAUACUGUGCUUUAGCAAUAACCAUCAUGCAAAUCAGUUUCAAAAGAUGGCAAGCUAUCAACUAUGGAAGCAUGGGUGUGACCAGAAAAUGAUGACUUAUCUAAACCAGUUAGGCCUUGCUGUCUCUGCCAAAACAAAUCAGGUCAAUGUUAAAAAAGCAGAUAAAAGAGAACAAGAACAGCAUUGGUGAAAAAAGGAUGUCUGAACACAAAUCCAGUAAUAAUGAACAGACAGGCACAUCUGUACAACUCAUAUCUGAUAAUAAAGAACCCAGAGACACAUCUGCAUGGCACAUAUCUGAUAGUGAAGAACCCAUAGACACAUCUACACAACAAAUAUGUGAUAGUGAAGAACC
Owenia fusiformis is the source of this 2073-nucleotide messenger RNA. Lineage: Eukaryota; Metazoa; Annelida; Polychaeta; Sabellida; Oweniidae. The record is from the annotation of a GenBank genome assembly.